This is a messenger RNA of Coniophora puteana RWD-64-598 SS2, 366 nucleotides long. RefSeq lists its product as uncharacterized. NCBI's taxonomy places the organism in Eukaryota, Fungi, Basidiomycota, Agaricomycetes, Boletales, Coniophoraceae. The transcript is spliced from 2 exons. The record is from RefSeq and is a predicted model, not a curated record. The annotation marks the transcript as partial.
CAGUCAGUCCUACACCUUUUGAACGACGACUUCAAUGGUUGUCAUGAGUUAGCACAAAUGUCCGAGUCCAACCCGUACUCUAACAAUCUUCAUCACAUCGUUCAUCGGCGAGAACCAGACUACUGGAACUCCAGGUGGUGGGCUGAUCGCCUGUCUCACCCUCACCUAGCACAGAUAUACGUACCGGGUGAUGCAUCGGCAACCGAGAAGGAUGGGCGGACAGCUGCACGAGAUUUUGUCAACGAAGUAGAGAGGUUCAGUACCUCUCGACAGAAGAAGUCCUCGGAACAGCUUGCAGCGCUGGAGAAGCGCCAAUGGGAAGAGAUGACAACUCUUGCGAAGAUUAUUAUUGCAAUGGAAAACUAA